UUAAGAUAUCCGAGCGCCUGUGAGGAGACGCUGUAGCCUGCAAGCGCUCCGCGGCAUUAACGAACACGCACCCAGCUAAGUGGACGUAGGCAAAUACCACCUUGACACAGAGGCCAGAUGGACCACUAACGAUGGAAUACCACUUGGUUGUGUUUACUGUCAUACUGCAGUUAACCUUCCAGUCAGGGAGCUCCAGCCUCACCAUCGCCCCCGACGGGCCGCGGCUGGUGGUGCCGCUGAACGGGCCCUUGCGGCUGCAGUGCCAGGGGGACGGGGGCCCCGUGCAGUGGGUGCGGGAGGACCGGCCCGGCCGCAGGGUGCGGGGCGAGGAGCGGAAGGGCCGCACCGCCACCGUGCACAUCUCCCGGGUGGGCAUCACCAACAUGGGGCCCUAUGCCUGCCAGGACCUGGCCACCGGAGAGAGCAAGGCCAUCUAUGUUUUUGUCAAAGCGUUGCUCUCGGCAGAUCCCGACAACGCGUUCCGCAGGUCGGCGCUGCCCAGCCUGAUUGGCGCGGUGGGGCGCGACGUGACGCUGCCCUGCAUGGCGACGGACCCCGACAUUGUGGAGCUGCGGCUGGAGACGUGCCAGGGCGAGCCCCUGCCCCUUGGCCUGCGCUAUCACGGCAGCCUGGAGCGUGGCGUCACCCUGGAGAGCGUGCGCGCAGACUUUGAAGGGUGCUACCGCUGCGCCGGGAGGCUGGACGGACAGGAGGUGCGAUCGGGAGAGUACCGCCUGGAAGUCAGGCCUGCUCCAGACUCGGUGCCAGUGGUGGAGGUGCCGGGGCCGGAGAGGCUCUUCCUGACCCAAAGCCAAAGCCUCACGCUCAGCUGCAGCACCAGCAACAUCAACAGCGACAUCAGCCUCCAGUGGACAUGGCCCGCCACCGCGCGCCCCGCAGAGCAGAAGACCUCGAACCUCGUAACAGAGCCAGUCAUCUCCCACCUGCGCAGCCGGACGCUGCACAUCUCCAGCGUGGUCACCAGCGACUCGGGCAAGUACGUCUGCGAGGCCAAGAACGAGAGGGGCACCAGCACCAAGACUGUACAGCUGGAGGUCUAUGGUAAAGGCUUCGUCACCGUGAAUGGGACGAGCAACAGGACGGUGCGGGUGCGGGUGGGGGAGAACCUGUCGCUGAGGGCCCAGAUCCAGGCCUUCCCCCGGCCUCACCACCUCACCUGGAGGUACAUGGGCCGGGAGCUGUGGAACACCUCCGAUCACGUCAUCAUCACCCAGGCCACAGGACACAGCUACAGGAGCGAGCUGAAGCUAGUCAGGCUCAAAGUGGCAGAGAGCGGAGUCUACGCCUUUGAGGCAUCCAAUGGGGAUGCUUCUGUCAACGAAACAUUCACCGUCCACGUCAUAAGCAAGCCGGAGAUCGUGUCUCACGAGGGCCCGGUGGACGGACAGGUGCGCUGCGUUGCCGAAGGUUACCCCGCUCCUCAGAUCACCUGGUACUACUGUGACCAGCCUCACACCAGGUGUUCCCAGCUGCUGAACGCCACGCAGGAAGAGGAGGACGUGGUGACGGUGACGCUGUCUAACCCGGCGUUCGGCAUCAGCGAGGUGGAGAGCCGCCUCAACAUCAGCAAGAGCCACUUCCCCACGCUGGAGUGUGUGGCCACCGUGGAGGGGGAGCAGGUCUACACACUCUUCUCCAUCAGUGAGCGUACUGUUCCCCAUGAGCUCUUCACUCCUCUGUUGAUAGGCCUGGUGUCCUCUGCAGCAGGCCUCUGCCUCAUCCUCAUUGUGCUCUUUUACAAAUACAUGCAGAAGCCCAAGUUCCAGAUUCAGUGGAAGGUUAUCGAGGGUAUCCACGGCAACAACUAUGUCUACAUCGACCCUACGCAACUGCCCUAUGAUCACCAGUGGGAGUUCCCUCGCGAGAAGCUCCGCUUUGGGAAGACUCUGGGCUCGGGAGCCUUUGGGAAGGUGGUGGAGGCCACAGCGUAUGGCAUGUCCAAAGCCGACUCUGUCAUGAAAGUGGCCGUGAAGAUGCUGAAACCCAGUGCCCAUGCCACGGAAAAGGAGGCCCUGAUGUCAGAGCUGAAGGUACUGAGUUACCUAGGUAACCACAUCAACAUCGUCAAUCUGCUUGGCGCCUGCACUGUUGGAGGUCCCACCCUCGUGAUCACAGAGUACUGUUGCUUUGGCGAUCUUCUGAACUUCCUGCGGAGAAAAAGAGACUCGUUUUUCUGGUCAAAGGAAGGAGAGGACAGCCAGUACAGAAACAUCCCUCUGCUCACCUCUGGGCCCAGCAAGAAUAACAACACCCCCUCUAGCCCUCCCCCAGGUGAAGCCAAUGGUGCCUACGUGGACAUGAGGCCCUCGACGUCGGGGCCCCUGUCACCCUCCCGGCCCACAGCAGACAGGAGAUCACAACGCAGAGGUGUAAGUGAGUCGAAUGAGCCGGUGCAGGAUGACCUGCUGCCCCUGGACACAGAGGACCUGCUCAGCUUCUCCUACCAGGUGGCCAAGGGCAUGGACUUCCUGGCCUCCAAAAAUUGUAUUCACAGAGACCUGGCAGCCAGGAACAUCCUCCUCACCGAAGGCAGGGUGGCCAAGAUCUGUGACUUUGGACUUGCCCGGGACAUCACGACGGACUGCAACUAUAUUGUCAAAGGCAAUGCCCGUCUCCCGGUCAAGUGGAUGUCACCGGAGAGCAUAUUCGACUGCGUGUACACGUUUGAGAGUGACGUCUGGUCCUACGGCAUCCUGCUGUGGGAGAUCUUCUCACUGGGCAAAAGCCCAUACCCUGGUGUUCCGGUGGAUGCCAAGUUUUACAAGAUGAUCAUGGAAGGCUACCGCAUGGAUGCUCCUGAGUUUGCACCCAGCGAAAUGUACAUGGUGAUGCGCUCGUGUUGGGAUGGAGACCCCUACAGAAGGCCCUCCUUCAGGAAGCUGGUGGAGAAGGUGGAGCUACAGCUCUCUGACGCCACCAAACAUAUUUACCUGAACUUCAACUCCCGGAUGCCGGCCACCAGGGUUCCCCCUCACAACCGCUUCGACCGCCUGAGGCAGAGCCCGAGCAUCGCCACCGCCAUCGCCACCGCCACCGCCACCAGCCCCUCCAGCCGCAACCCCUCCCACAACAACAACAACAGCCCCGCCCGACGCCCCACGCCCUCCCACAGCAACUGCCCCUCCCGUCGGAGCUCCGCCCACAGUAACACCUCCUCCUCCCGUCGUGGCUCGGCACAAAGCAACACCCCUCAACACACUGGCCACUCCCACACAAGCAAUGGCUCCUCCCAGCCCUUGCUCCCCCGGACUCGGUCGCCCCCAAUCGCAAUGCAGGAGGCUGUAGGGAUGAGACCGCUGCAGGUGUGAAGCACCACCAAGCACCACUUUUUAUGUUACGUUUCAUCUGUUGGCCCACUAGGCCUCCUUUGCAUCAUGCAGUGCCUAAAAGCAGAGCAGCAGGAGCCUAGCGCAGUAGCCCACCACCCCGGCGCUAAGGUUCAUGCUUCAUGCCAAGGUGCCGCAUCUCCCUGCUCCCUUACUGCCUCUCCAGUGGCUCCAUGCACUGUUGCUUCAACCCUGAUGAUGGGUGAAGGUUGGGGGCUGCGGAUGGUGGAGUUGUGGGGCUUAAAUGCGUUGGUGGGCCUAAGAAGAAAUGGGGAGUGCAGACCUUUAGGUGUGUUGAAGGAAAGCCGACCAGGGUUGCUCUACUGGCGCGCACAUUCCUGGAUGGAGAACUAUUGUUUUCCAUGCACUGGCAGAGAGAGAUGUUCAUUCCAUGACCUGAGUGAAUCAUGGGAAUUGAAUCUCUGAAUCAUCAUCUCUGCUUUCUGUUGGCAGUUACUGUUGAGGAAACUGGGAAGACUGUUGGUUCUAACACUAACCCUUGGUCUGUAUCCACACAUACAGAAGCGUACACAUCGAUGGCACAUGAGAAAGAGAGAGAGAGAGAGAGAGAGAGAGAGAGAGAGAGAGAGAGAGAGAGAGAGAGAGAGAGAGAGAGAGAGAGAGAGAGAGAGAGAGAGAGAGAGAGAGAGAGAGUUUGGGACAAUCAUCUAGAGUCCAUCAUUCGUUCAUAUGGAGCUCAUUUGAGGACACUCUUCAUGUUUUUACCAACAAAAAUCCCUCUGAGCCCCCAAUUUUUUUCUUCUUUGAUCCACCAGUAACAACCCUUUCUGACUAUAGACCCAUUUGGCAGACCAGAUGCUGAGCUGACAGAGCUCCUUGCCUUGAGUGUAAAAGACUACUCCUAGUGCUGUUCUGUGCUCUCUGCGCAUCUCAUGGAAUUUAGUUUUUCUUCCCUAAGAAAACAGAUCAGGGAAUCCCAAAUUCAAUGGCUGGUGAACUUUUUUUUUACUGCCAAAAAAAAAAACAUACAGUGAAGCGUUGUAUUGUUUGUAUUGCACUCUUUUUGCAAAUCGCAACAGGUGACUGACUGUUGCUAAUUUUCCUUGCAAAUUUGCUCUUAUCCUAAUCUUUUGCUAACGUGAAGUUAAUUAUCAAUUCCCACUGGAAAGGCCCGAUGAGGAACUUAGUCUGACUGGAUGCACUGUUAUUCAUUCCUCUCUCUCCAUUUCUCUAACCGACGCACGGAAGACUAAACAGACGGACAGAUGGACAGACAGGCUCUUUCCAGCGCUACUUUUCAAGGACAUUUGCCAGCUGUAAGAUUCCGAAGUUUGCUCGUUAGCAUUCCUGAGUCAAAUGAAAAAAGAAGACCGUUUUUUUUUUCUCUCUGUGGGCCGCUUCCUUCCAGUGUGGUCAACUCCAUAUGUAGCAUCUCCAUACGCAUACUGUAUGUGCUGUAUUGCUUUCUGUUCUAGUGUUAUACCGUGCUAGACUUACACAUGUCUGUUUCGAUAUACAUGUAUAUUGUAUAUAUACACAUCUCAAGUUACAAUUACAUUUCCAACAACAGUAUUUUAGUUCAGUUCAAGAGUGGCAGACUACUAAUGUGGUUGUGUUGGGGUGAUAUCAGCACUU
This is a messenger RNA of Engraulis encrasicolus (European anchovy), 4943 nucleotides long. RefSeq names its product KIT proto-oncogene, receptor tyrosine kinase a (gene kita). The record is from RefSeq and is a predicted model, not a curated record. Gene Ontology annotation, biological process: multicellular organism development; positive regulation of cell migration; Kit signaling pathway. Gene Ontology annotation, molecular function: transmembrane receptor protein tyrosine kinase activity; growth factor binding; ATP binding. Gene Ontology annotation, cellular component: signaling receptor complex; plasma membrane. The transcript is spliced from 21 exons. Bases 132 to 3329 code for a protein of 1065 amino acids. NCBI's taxonomy places the organism in Eukaryota, Metazoa, Chordata, Actinopteri, Clupeiformes, Engraulidae.